UUCUGCAUCUUUUUAAAUGCUCAGUGGAUACCUGGUAUCACAAACUAGGCAGGAAAGACUAGGGAAGCUGAUGAAGCAUGGUGACAAACCAUGGGCGACAGAUCAUCUCUUGUCUUUCUGUCUCUCCGGCCCUCCUCUCCAGUCCAAACAGGGUUGGGCCAAACAGCAGGUGGUGCAGAAGAGAAGCCCGGAUAUGGGAUUUACACAUUUGUGGAUCUCAGAUAUCUGCAAAGGACAAGCAUGGAGGAGCAACGAAUCCCAAAUUUUAAAAACUCAGGUGUCACAGCAAUAGCGUCUCUGGCCGUGGCUUGCUGAAUAAAGAUGCACAUGGAAUUGGACAGACAAAUCAGAUGAUUCACAAGAGGAGAAAGAAGUCCACCCUCUGAUCUCAGGACCACUGUUUGUGAUGAUGUGAGUCAUCGGCGUGCAAAUCCAAAGACGGUUUUAAGACAUGGAGGCACUUCAGUUUUGUGUUAUGAAUCUAUUGGUAAAUGAACCUUGAUGUCAACAUGAGGUCAAAGCAAGGGUAACCAUUUUGUUCCACUCACUUGCAUAGAUGAUUCACCCUUCAAAGAGACAUCACUGGGAACUAGCAGAGUUUAAUGAUGUAGCAGCUACAGGUGACUCAAAUGUGGCCUAUGAUUCAAGACAGUCCAACCACAGUCAGUAUGGAAGUGCAGACAACGUCUCUGGUCUGGAUAUAUGUCAACGGUACAGAACAACUGAACACUUCAGAUGAGUACAACACAACAGAUUUGAGUGAAAACUCAGACAAGUACCAAUCUUACAUCAUUGGUCUCUUCCUGUCCUGUCUGUACACCAUCCUACUCUUUCCUAUUGGAUUUAUUGGUAACAUCCUAAUUCUGGUGGUGAACCUGAACCACAGAGAGAAGAUGACCAUUCCUGACCUUUACUUUGUUAACCUGGCUGUAGCUGACCUCAUCCUGGUGGCAGAUUCCCUCAUCGAGGUCUUCAAUCUGAAUGAGAAGUAUUAUGACUACGCUGUCCUCUGCACCUUCAUGUCCCUUUUCCUGCAGGUUAACAUGUACAGCAGCAUAUUCUUUCUAACAUGGAUGAGCAUUGACCGAUACAUUGCCUUGGCUAGCUCCAUAAGCAGCAGCCCGUUGAGGACUAUGCAGCAUGCCAAGCUCAGCUGUGGCCUCAUCUGGAUGGCUUCCAUCCUGGCCACCCUUCUACCCUUCACCAUUGUGCAGACCCAGCACAGGGGUGAGGUGCACUUCUGCUUCGCCAAUGUCUUUGAGAUUCAGUGGCUGGAGGUUACCAUUGGCUUUUUGGUGCCUUUCUCCAUCAUUGGUCUAUGCUACUCUCUAAUUGGGCGAAUCCUCAUGAGGGCCCAGAAGCACCGCGGAUUGCGGCCACGGCGGCAGAAGGCCCUGCUCAUGAUCGUAGUGGUGGUUCUGGUGUUCUUCAUCUGCUGGCUGCCAGAGAACGUCUUCAUCAGCAUUCAACUGCUGCAGGGCACAGCUGACCCUUCGCAGAGGACUGCUACCACCCUGUGGCAUGACUACCCACUCACAGGACACAUUGUUAACCUGGCAGCUUUCUCCAACAGCUGCCUCAAUCCUAUUAUCUACAGCUUUCUAGGAGAAACCUUCAGGGACAAGCUGCGUCUUUUCAUUAAGCAGAAGGCCAGCUGGUCAGUAGUGAACCGCUUCUGCCAACACGGCCUCGAUUUACACCUCCCUGUCAGGAGGGAAGUGUCCGUGGUGUGACUGUUAAGAAGAGGAACAAAUGUUGUGAAUCUGAGUCCACAAAAUAUGCUAAAAAUUCUUCACCCAGUGUGAAAUAUGACCUCAGCUUUCUUUAUCUGUUAUUUAGCUUUGCCCCAUAGUUGUACCAGUGUCUCAGUUAACCUGCUCACUUUUUGAACAAAAACACAAAAGCACCAAGUAUGUACACUCAAAGGAUGAAACUGACUUGAUAAGUGAAUCCCUUUAAGAUAACAAUGCACAUACAUUACUAAAGCUAUAAUCAUGAUCAUCUGGAUGUUGGAUUGUUUGCUUUAAGUCUUUUUGGUGUGUUUUUUCUUCAAAAAGUUAGUUGGAUGGCAAGACAGUCAACAGUUAACAAAAUGUGAGAAGCAAAACGUCAGCUUCUACCCUUUAAGCAUACAGCCAGUGGGCAAAGAUAACUAAUAAAUGAAAGAGUGCCAGAGGAGACCAGCCAUUGUGGAAUGAAACAUUUAAUGUUAUGUGAGCUAUGAUGCAAAUCUUCCAGAACAUUUUCUGGGUAUGUGGGAUUACCCGUAGAAAAAGGCUGCCUUACAGCAUGCAUAGAAGACACAAUGCAUCACCUUAGAUCUAAUCAGGCUAUCCAUUUUAGAUGCAAAGAAUUGGUCAUUUCGGUUCAAAUCUACUGUACUUUUAACUGUAUUAUGUAAAAAGGAAAACACGCAUUUAUCAAGAAACUACCACAUACCUACCAUCCACAUCAAACCAUGAUGUCAUGAUAACCCAUGACAAAAUGACUGCUGUCAAUUUUCAAGUAGAAAUUCAACAUUAAACAAGGUAUUAACUGUCCAGGACAUCACAGUAGGGGACACAACACAUAGCAGUGACUGUCGCUGUUAAUAUUACUGUACCCCUUCUUUUGUGCAUUCCAGCUAACAUUUUUUUUCCUACUGUUGAAAAAUAAAUUGUUUUAU
Messenger RNA from Etheostoma cragini (Arkansas darter), 2665 nucleotides. It is a transcript of the gene gper1, whose product is annotated as G protein-coupled estrogen receptor 1. The coding region runs from base 630 to 1733 and encodes 367 amino acids. Gene Ontology annotation, cellular component: membrane. Gene Ontology annotation, molecular function: nuclear estrogen receptor activity; G protein-coupled receptor activity. The record is from RefSeq and is a predicted model, not a curated record. NCBI's taxonomy places the organism in Eukaryota, Metazoa, Chordata, Actinopteri, Perciformes, Percidae. The transcript is spliced from 2 exons. Gene Ontology annotation, biological process: G protein-coupled receptor signaling pathway; cellular response to estradiol stimulus.